Messenger RNA from Hyla sarda, 964 nucleotides. RefSeq lists its product as uncharacterized. The transcript has 3 exons. Bases 210 to 944 code for a protein of 244 amino acids. NCBI's taxonomy places the organism in Eukaryota, Metazoa, Chordata, Amphibia, Anura, Hylidae. The record is from RefSeq and is a predicted model, not a curated record.
AAAAAAAAAAAACAUAUGAAAAAUGAAAGCUGGAAUCUGAUUGGUUGCUAUUGGCAACUGCUAUGCAGUCCGUUAGCACAAGGUUUGAUAAAUCUCCCCCAGUUUAUUAAAACACUUGUGCUGCCUUUCCUCAGCCUUAUAGGGCCAUUUGCCCCUGUUAUGCCAGUUGUGAGUUAAUUUUAAGUUCCUGGAAUCUUAGUGUUUUCAUCAUGGAUGCUCAGGACGAAGAUAGGACAAAGAUAUCAAAUGCUAACCAAGAGCUCAAGGAGCCAUCUAAACCAUUACAGCCAAACCUAGCAGAAAUGCCAAAAAAAGAUGUCACAGAAGCACAAAACAUCACACAAAUCCAAGAGAGCAUCAAUCCUUCUGUUCAGGCACCGAAAUCCAAUUUGCUAAUACAUGGUAUGCAAAGUAAGAGUCAACCUGAAAUAAAGGCCACUGAAUGGAGAAAACGGCUACUGGAGACCCAGUAUGCAUCAUCUAAAGUAAAAACACGAUCAAAGAGCUUGUCCCCAAAAACUCAAAGUUACACAGCUCUUCACAGCAGAUCUUCUUUACUUCGCCGUAGUGCCUCACCAACACCUGCUACUAAAACAGCUACAAGUGAUAGUUAUUUGCAGACAGAGACCACCAUGUCAAGCAACACUGACACAGAUGAAACACGCCUAGGUAAUGCCCCAUUAUCUUCACAGUUUCCAACAAUUCGUAAGGUGAGCCUAAUUUCUGAUAAAAAGAAAGACUAUCAGCUAAGUGAAGAUGAGAAAGGAAGGCAUAAUGCAUUGCCCAAAGAGAGUGUACACAACACAGGAACAUCUCCACCAUAUCCUGAGCAGGAGAAGCAAGAAGAAGCCUUCUUUGUAGGUUCUGAUACUGACAUGGCUUCUUCAGUUGUCUGGUGGCUAAAAGGUGUGUCAUACAGUAAACUUCAGCAAAAUUUGCACUAAAUUAAUAAACUUAGAAGGAG